GCUUGUCGAAAAUUAUUGUGCUGAAUGAUAAUACAGAGAUCUUUGCAAGAACGCAGAAAGAAAGUUGGAAUAAAUAUUGUUAGAUGCCGAGUUUAGGUGCUGUAGUAAUCCCCAGACUCAUUCUCGAGGAUGGAGCAAUAUUACCCAGGAGACAUGGCGAGCAACCCUGAGGAUCACAUGACCAACUCUAUCAUUAUCAAGCUCUCGAUAAAAACUGGGGAUGAAUCUUUAGUUGAGGAACAAUUGGAGGGUCUUUUCAGAGAAAAUGGAUUGAAUGUAUUGAAAUCUCCAUCUCAAAACGAUCCAACUAUUCGAUUUUUACAAGUCUACUUAGAAAGGAAUCCUAUGGAAACGGAUCAAAGCUGUGUAGUGUCAAGUGGUAAAGAUAUCCGAGAUUUAUACGAGAUGAUAUUGGAGUUACAAGGUGAUUUUGAAGGAUAUAAAUCAGAUGUAAGUUUCGUUGCUCAACUGAGAAAAAAGAAAAUUGUCUCUGAAAUAUUUCCCUUGCACAAUAAAACAGACACGCAGGCUUUGAUGAAAUCUUGGGUCAGCAACUUCUGGGGGAAACAGCCGAUAUAUGCGGUUAACGAAUACUUUGGCACAGACAUAGCCACAUAUUUUAGCUGGAUGGGGUUUUACUCCACAUCCCUCAUCUUCCCCUGUCUAAUAGGACUAACUCAAAAAGCCCACCAAUACUAUAACCCAGAGGAACAAAUCUCAUGGGUAUCAGUUCUGGGCGUGGUCGUGAACUUCUUCUGGGCAGCCUUCUUUUUGUUGGGCUGGGGUUCCAUAAAUGAUAAUGUGCUUCCUUGGAGUCGAGAAAAGAAUUCAAAAUAUGUGAAACGAUCGGAUUUCGGCCCUCAUGGCUGGAUGCCUCAAAGAGGGAAACAAGUUGUUUCACUUCUCGUCACACUGACAAUGUUCAUAUUGUUGAUUUCAACAUCGUACAGCUUGCUAAAAUUGGAUUACGCUACAAAGGAAACCCUCAUAACGAACAAUGAGUACCCAAACAUUCCGGACUUCAUAACGAAAAUCUUGAUUUACAUUCCAGAAAUACUUCUCUCGGUCACCAUCAUAGCGUUCGACAUGGUUUACACGGGCAUCGCUGAGCGUCUCACAACAUGGGAGAACUACAAGUUUACUAACACUCACGGGAACGCUCUCAUGGCGAAACUGAUCAGUUUCCGGCUCUUUAACGCUUUUCACACCCUUCUGUACAUUGGUUUUGUGUUGAAAGAUUUGGAGCUACUAGAGAUUCGUCUGAUGAACCUGAUGGUUGUUCAACAGAUAAAAUCAAAUGUUGGAGAAGUUUUAGGUUCCGACAUGAGAGUGAGGCUACUUCAGGUUUUAGUGUCGUUAGUUCUUGUUUCAUUCCUUUCUGAAGGCUUUGUAGUUAGUGUUGAGAAAUUAUUGGCAGCUUGCGGUAUCGCCGUCAUACUAUUCAUCGUCAAGAAACUGUUUCUGGGCAAACUCAGAUUCCCCAAAUUCCUAAAGAUGUUUGUGUUUGUGAAGGAGCGAAGGAAGUAUGAGAGCCAUAUUGAGAAGGAGAGCCAGUCUAGAGAUUAUGACUCAACAUACUUGGACUACCUCGAGAUGCUAAUCCAAUAUGGCUACAUUCUACUUUUCUCACCAGUGUACCCAUUGGCAGCUACGUUUGCUCUCGCCAACAACUUAAUAGAAAUCCACACAGAUGCUUUCAGACUUGUGAAAAUGAGCAAGAGGCCUUUUCCCACUUACGCCGCACCCAGUAAAUUCUGGCAACAUGGUUUUACUCUAAUGACUAUUUGUGGUGUAGUCACAAACAGCCAGAUUAUCAGAAAUUCGAUGGUUUUGGGACAAAUGCCGUUCAAAAGGAGUAUUUUUGUCUUCUUUGUUAUCUUUUUAGUAGCAUAUAUUGGGGUAAGAAAGUUCUUUAAAGGAGUAGAAAGAAAUAUUGAACAUAGUUUCACGAGUAAUAAAAAGGAUUGACUAGAACCAGAUCUCAAAUUUAUUUGAGAAACCUGAGAAAUUUCUUUAAAAGCGCCACACAUUUACCAAUUACCAUAGUUAGAUUAUUUUUAUAUUUUGAAUGCGCAUAAUAUACUAUUACUGUACAAUUAUUGCAUGUAUUUUCAUAUAACAUUUACUGACCUUAAAGAAGAUCAUUAACAAGUCGUCAAGCGAACCGUGAAGAUCUCCUGAAACAUUUAUCUAGAAUUAUUGAUCUGUUCGAGAGAGUAUGUUGGUAGAAAUUUCUGUAUUAUAAAAUCAUAAAAUACAUAAUAUUCUUGUUAAAGUUAUGUAAAGUUAUGUUUAUCAAUAUAAUAAUACUCCAAUGAUAUUGUAUAACUCCAUUGCGGGACUGUAAUUAUUAAUUGGUGUGUCAUUAUGUGAUUUAUAAAAGCAAUGAUUCGUUAAUUUUCAAUCAGGAAAGUUGUUGAAAUGCGAUAUUUUACCUACUACAGUAACUUUGCCAGCGAUUGAUGUCACGGUAUAUUGCACGUUCUCAAUUUUCAUGAAAUGCUUUCUGGCUUCAGCCAACAAAAUCAACAAAUGUUUAGCGUCCAAUACCUGCAGAAAGGGGAUUAAUUACGAUGUUACAUAAUAGUUAAAAAAGAUUAUUGCUUUAUUGGCAUAAUUGAUUGAUUUUUAUAAUAAUUUUCAAUUAUAUCUUAGUAGCGUUUCCUUUUACGGUUUUAAAC
This is a messenger RNA of Bolinopsis microptera, 2681 nucleotides long. RefSeq names its product anoctamin-8-like. The transcript has 2 exons. Bases 130 to 1968 code for a protein of 612 amino acids. Lineage: Eukaryota; Metazoa; Ctenophora; Tentaculata; Lobata; Bolinopsidae. The record is from RefSeq and is a predicted model, not a curated record.